This is a messenger RNA of Bombus huntii, 1048 nucleotides long. RefSeq names its product zinc finger protein OZF-like. Bases 188 to 1048 code for a protein of 286 amino acids. Gene Ontology annotation, biological process: regulation of transcription by RNA polymerase II. The record is from RefSeq and is a predicted model, not a curated record. The transcript has 2 exons. Gene Ontology annotation, cellular component: nucleus. Lineage: Eukaryota; Metazoa; Arthropoda; Insecta; Hymenoptera; Apidae. Gene Ontology annotation, molecular function: RNA polymerase II cis-regulatory region sequence-specific DNA binding; DNA-binding transcription factor activity, RNA polymerase II-specific.
UCACAGGAAGCGACAUCCUGGACCUCUGCCACAGCUCCCUGUGAUCUCCGUUAGAAAGAUCAUCGCAGAUUUUACUCAGGGACUGAACGAUGCCGCGAUGGAGAAGAAGGAGAAUUAGGUGAAAUCGCGAAGAGCAAUUUCUCGAGCAAUUCACGAAUGCAUCAAAUGUGGAGCCUGCUUCUGUCACAUGAGGAAGCUGGUAGAACACCUGAAGAACCUCCAUGGUAUCGACAGAGCCUUCAGCUGUGACGAGUGCGGCAAAACUUUCAGAAGUCCCAUGAACAUAGCUCGUCACAAAUUAAUUCACACUGGUUUCAAAAGAUUCGCUUGCGACUUAUGCAACUAUAGAUCAAACCAAAAGUCAAACCUCGAGAGCCAUCGUCGAAGACACACCAAAGACUAUUCCUUUAAAUGCGAACAAUGUGAAAAAGGCUUCUUCCUGAGAACAGAAUACUUAGAACAUAUAAAUGUUCAUACUAGGAAGCAAUUGUACAAAUGUGAUCACUGUAGCAAGUCAUACCCUUACAAGAAGAACCUGACAAAUCACUUAAGAACGCAUCAUGCGAGUGUCUCGCAGUUAGAAUUAAGAAAUGACGUGACAAAGAAGCACGUGUGCACAAUUUGCCUGGAGGGUUUCACGCGAAAAUUGUUCUUGGAAAGGCACUUGAAGCAACGACACGGUUUGUACGAGAAAAUGAAGCAUUUAUGCGAUCUAUGCGGGGCAGUGUUGUCUUCCAAGAGGAGAUUGAUGGUGCAUAGGCGGGGCCACGUUAACGAGAAGAUCGUAAAAUGCGGUUUAUGCGACAAACAGUUCUCUAGCAAAGAAAACCUCGCUGUUCAUCGGCGAGUGCACACUGGAGAGAAACCAUACGGUUGCUCGCAGUGUGGAAGAAGGUUUACACAGAGGACUUCUUUGAUAUUACAUCUUAGGUACCAUUCCGGGGAAAGACCGUAUCAAUGCGCGGAUUGUGGGAAGGGAUUCGUUUCUGCGAGUUUCCUGAAGAAACAUCGAAAGAUUCAUGAGAAAACUACGCAGCUCGAAACUUAA